Messenger RNA from Racocetra persica, 1453 nucleotides. NCBI's taxonomy places the organism in Eukaryota, Fungi, Glomeromycota, Glomeromycetes, Diversisporales, Gigasporaceae. The record is from the annotation of a GenBank genome assembly.
AUUAUGAGUUUCACCUUAUAAAUCAGCAAUCUUCAAAAACAGCAAAAUCUAGACUUUCUUCUCAGUAUGGAUUACGGCUUUUACCUGGACCAUUGGAUCCAAUUUUGUGGAAUCAUCAUUUGAAUACACCGCAAGAUGCCUAUCAUGCGAUUGCCGGAAAAGUGGCUCGUCUACUUGAUUGUACUUGCACAAUCUUAGCAUUACAUGGUGAAAAUAAUUUAAUUAACCAUUGGAGAAAUUUUGAAGUUCCUAUACAAUGGUCACAUUUACCAAAUCCAAUUACUCAUCAGCAUUCAUUUAUGAUAUCGGAUAACUUAAAAAUUCUUAUGAUUUUUCCAUUUAUUUUAAAGCGUUGUUUAACUAUCAACAGUGUUAAAAAGGAUUUUUUAAAAUCUACAUGUGAUAGGCUACAUUUCUCUCAUCGAUCGGAAGUACUAAGUUAUAUUAUUCAUACUUGGGUGCUCUCCGCGAAAGCAGCUAAAGAGGCGUUUUCUUUAACCAUUCACGGCCUAAUGAAUAUUCUUACUUACAAACUAUUUUGGAUAAUGAUAGACUACGCACGUCAAUACACAACUUGUAUAAAUACAGCAGUCGGUACUAAGGAAAUAGUGCAUCGAAUAUUUAAAGCUAUAGUACCACAUACCAACAAACGUAAUCUUGAGCUUAAUUUAUUACAACAAAUCAAUACAUUACAAACUUUAAGGCAUCUAGUAGACAACGGAAUAGAUGAUCGAAUACCUCAUUAUUCAACACGAUCUAUUUUUAUGCCAUUGAUUAUUGCACCACGACUUUGCCAUCUAUUAUCUGGUUGGUGUACUAAUGACUUUAGCUUAUUGAUACACCAUUCCAAUGAUAUAUUUAAUGAAUUGCAAAUUGAAGACAAUUCAAACACUAUUACCAAUAAUGUACUUCUUAAUCGCUCAGAAAUAAAAUUGGGAUUAAGAUGGAAUAAAAGUCGAAUUGAAGCUGCGGGAUUUAUAUCAACAAAUAUUGUAUUAAACGGCUUAUUUAAGGAUAUUAUGAGAGCUUACUCAUUAUAUUAUUCAUUCGAGCAAGCUCUGUUAGAUACGCAAGUUCUCUUUUACGACAACGUGUCAUAUACAAUGUCUAAACCUAACGGUGAUCAUCAUAAUGUAAAAUUGAAAGUCGGUGAAAUAGUUGAAACUAAACUAUGUGGUGAAAACGAACAGACAUUUGGCAAAAUAACUAGUAUAAUCGAACAUUCAUGGAAUGACAGUCAAAUAUAUGUUUUCCUUUGUUUUGAUUGGUUAGAAGAUCUCAACAGAUGGGAUUCAUUAUUAGAUUGUCCAAUCUAUCGUAUUCGACAUUCACAUAAUGGUUCUUUGAAUCGGGUUCAUCCAAUUUCGGUAGUUUCACAAUCAUCAAGUAUUCCUUUUAUCCACCAUUGCAAAUCAAGUUGUUCCUUUAGUCAACACGAUACUACAAAUAAUGA